This is a messenger RNA of Python bivittatus (Burmese python), 768 nucleotides long. RefSeq names its product proteasome subunit beta 11 (gene PSMB11). Gene Ontology annotation, molecular function: threonine-type endopeptidase activity. Gene Ontology annotation, cellular component: cytoplasm; proteasome core complex. Lineage: Eukaryota; Metazoa; Chordata; Lepidosauria; Squamata; Pythonidae. The record is from RefSeq and is a predicted model, not a curated record.
AUGGCUCUCCAGGACAUUCUCAGCAAGGACGUCCAUCCACGGGCUGCCUCUUGGCCUCGGCCGCCGCCCGGUGGGCCAGUGGCGACCCCCCCGUUCCUGCUGUCCCACGGCACCACCACCCUAGCCUUCCGCUGCCGUCACGGGGUGGUGGUGGCAGCAGACACUCGUUCUUCCUGCGCGGGCCUGGUGGCCAACCCGUCCUCCCGCAAGGUCAUCACGCUCCACCCGCACCUCCUGGCAACCACGUCUGGGACCUCGGCCGACUGUGCCACUUGGCUCCGUCUCCUGCGUUGCUCCCUCCGCCUGAGGCAGCUCUCGGAAGGGCAGCAGCCCAGUGUAGCUGGGGCGGCCAAGCUGCUAGCUUUCCUGCUGCGGGGAUGCCCCAACAAGGAUCUCUGCGUGGCCACCCUGCUCUGUGGCUGGGAUCACCAAGGACCUGGCUUGCAUUAUGUCUACAGUGACGGGACUUGUUUCUCCGGAGAUGUUUUGGCCGUCGGGUCUGGAUCCACUUACGCCUACAGUGUGUUGGAUGGCGCCUAUCACUACGAUCUGCCACAGGCAGAGGCUUUCUUGCUGGCCCGCCAAGCAGUGGCUCACGCUGCUCACCGAGAUGCCUAUUCUGGUGGCAACGUGGACCUCUACCACGUCCGGCCAAACGGAUGGGUCUGUCUGUCGCGGGAAGAUCUGACUCAAGUUUAUCACGGCUUGGAGCUCAGAGCCGAAGAGGACGGAGACUGCAGAGGGGAGCCGCACGAAGACACCAACUAA